Prorocentrum cordatum is the source of this 459-nucleotide messenger RNA. NCBI's taxonomy places the organism in Eukaryota, Dinophyceae, Prorocentrales, Prorocentraceae. The record is from the annotation of a GenBank genome assembly.
GUGGCACCUGGCAGGGACCCGGCGGGCAGGCCGCUGGACACGUGCUGCAAGGCCUGUGCCGAGGGCGCGCGCCGGGGCGAGGUGGGCGUCCACGACGAGACGUGCGGGCAGGCCGUCAGCUCGUUCGCCCCCUCGGACCGGGGCGCGCAGGAGCGGCCCGUCUGCCGCACCCCAGGGUGCAGCCGGCUGGUCGCCCCCGGCAAGCAGGCGAGCGGUCGGCCGUGGGCCAACUGCUGCAGGGGUUGCGCCACAGGCGGCGAGCACAGCGCCACCUGCCUGGAGGAGUACCCGCAAGGCUCGCCGAACGCGGACGGCUCCACGUCGGGCUCCGAGUUCGUGGUGCCCCCCGUGACGUCGUCGCGCUGCACCCCCGUCGCCCCGGAGGCGGCGGACCUGCGCCCCGCGCCGGAGGCGGCCGCCGCCGACCGGCCGGUCAAGGAGUGCUGCUCGGUGUCUUGA